AUGCGACGACUGACGCUAGUUAAAAACAGUGGUUUAAUAUUAAACAAUUCAAACAUUUUUGAGCCAAAUACAGCAGAUGUAGAUGGUCAUCUAUUUCCAUUAUCAGAUAUUAUUUCUGGUAAGGAAAAGCUAGUCGUUAUUCCCAAUGAUGGCUAUAUCGCGAAAAAAAUACCGCUUGCCAAUAAUUUACAAAACACCGUCGUCAUACUAUUACCAACAAUGGCGACGAUCGAUGAACAACCUCAACUUGAAUCACUACAAACAGCUUCUAGUGAUGCACGUUUUCCAGUACUGACUAAUAAUUACAAUGAUCAAACUGUAAUUUAUGAAAAAUUAAGUGAUGUCAUUAGUGUACCGUAUGAUCAUGCAGAAAAGAGACAAAAUAUUUGUCAGCCUCGUUAUCGUACUCAUUUACACAUUGAUGCAAUUAGUGGUCAAAAAUAUUCGGAUAGUGAUGAUGAGAAUAAUACAAGUCAAUCAAAAACAAAUACAGUGUAUAACACAUAUGAUGAUUUAACAACAACAUCAAGUGAAUACAGUGGUGUUUAUAAUGUUCGAUCUCAUCCAAGAAGUAUUCGAUCUUAUAUGACGGAUAUGCAACGAAUAGAUGAAGAACAUAAGCAAGUACUAGAAAAUUUAUGUCCCGAUAAAAUGUAUGUAACACAACAAGACAUAAGAUUAUAUAUUCCACCAGAUGGAUUUCGGACUCCAAGAGUAAACAAUGGUGUGACGAGUAUGCAAUUGAUUGGAGAUCAGUUGAUACGAUUUUGA
This is a messenger RNA of Didymodactylos carnosus, 771 nucleotides long. Lineage: Eukaryota; Metazoa; Rotifera; Eurotatoria; Philodinida; Philodinidae. The record is from the annotation of a GenBank genome assembly.